Tetrahymena thermophila SB210 is the source of this 594-nucleotide messenger RNA. RefSeq names its product transmembrane protein. Lineage: Eukaryota; Ciliophora; Oligohymenophorea; Hymenostomatida; Tetrahymenidae. The transcript is spliced from 7 exons. The record is from RefSeq and is a predicted model, not a curated record.
AUGAUGAAAUUUAAGAGAUUUGACGAAGAAGAUAAUGUUGACGAUGAUGGAUCAAGCACUUAAGACUCUUAAAAUGAUUAAGAAAUUAAACCAAAAUAAAAAAUUAUUGACGUAGAUAAUGAUUUUUACCCCUUUUGCAUUGUAUGGUCAGCAAUUCCAUUUAUAUCUUUUUUGAUACCAUGGAUAGGUCACGCUGCUAUUUGUUGCUCUAAAGGAGUAAUUCAUGAUUUCAACAAGGACUUCCGAGUUUAUAUUGAUGUUGUGCCUUAUGGUUCACCAUUAAAAUAUUAUAAAUUGGAUACAACAAAUAUUUAGCAAGAAAGCUAUGAUGCUAUGAUUAAACAGUUGGAUCAGUUAUUUUAAAAGAAAAGAUUUGGUUUCUUUGGCAACAAUUCGCACAAGUAUGUGGCCGAUGCUCUGAACAUUUUACAGUAUAAAGGUAAAAUCAACUGGAAUAAAUUUGAUGUUUUUGUUUUAGGAAUCACUAAGGCAAAAUAUACAAGUUUCCUGACUUUAAUUAGAGCAUAUUAAGGUUUGAUCUUUACAAUCGUUUGUGCCUUAUUCCUAAAUGUUACUGUAUUUAGGACUAUUUGA